This is a messenger RNA of Bactrocera tryoni, 2765 nucleotides long. RefSeq names its product spondin-1 (gene fat-spondin). The record is from RefSeq and is a predicted model, not a curated record. NCBI's taxonomy places the organism in Eukaryota, Metazoa, Arthropoda, Insecta, Diptera, Tephritidae. Gene Ontology annotation, biological process: cell adhesion. Gene Ontology annotation, molecular function: serine-type endopeptidase inhibitor activity. The transcript is spliced from 10 exons. The coding region runs from base 294 to 2636 and encodes 780 amino acids. Gene Ontology annotation, cellular component: extracellular matrix.
UCGUAUUGUAUAGAAGCAUUUAAACUAAGACCCCGUGCAUAGUUUAAUAAUAGCCGCGUUACGCGUUAGCGUGACCAAAGCUGCUGGUGACAUUCAAAACGCUAAUAGAUUCCAUUUCAAAAUCUACGCUUGCACAGCAAGUGGACAAAUUCAUUGUGCAAUUAACUUAGCAUUGAAACAAAAACACCCAAUAUACGCGUUUAUAUACAAUAUACUUAUAAUUAUAUAUGUAUAUAAAUCGGUGUAAAUAACUGUGUGACCAUUAAAACAGUAUCGUGUGCGAAAAAUAACAAAUGAAAAUGCAGUGUCAAUUACUCAACAAGUGCAACUUGACAUUUUUACUGCUAUGUUUUGUGGCGUUUCAAUUGGCGGCGUGUUGUACGCGUGCACCAACACACCUACCGCACGGCAGACGUUCGCGCGGCGACAACGGUUAUAGAUUAAUUGUGGCUGAGGGUGCCAAUGGCUAUGUGCCGGGCGAGACCUACACGGUUCUCUUGAUCGGUGCCCAAACUCAUGAAAAGGUACAACAUUUCACUCAUUUCGCCAUCACCGCUGAGGCGCAUAUUGCCCGCCGUCGCGCUCAACCUGCAAGCCCAAAGCGCGUCGGAGGAUUUAUACUCUUCAGUGAUGCUCUAACUAAAUUCAGCGAUCGUUGUGUCAAUACCGUACAGGAGGCAGAUGACUUACCCAAAACUGAGGUACAAGUCAUGUGGGUGGCACCACCUGCAGGCUCUGGUUGUGUUUCCAUAUCGGCUAUGGUUUACGAAGGUCCUCGCGCAUGGUUCUCCGAUGACGGACAAUUAACACAGGUCGUUUGCGAGCGUAAAACCAAUAUACACACCGUCAAAAAGGAAUGCUGCGCUUGUGAUGAAGCUAAAUACAAUUUCGUUUUUGAGGGUAUUUGGUCCAAUGAAACACAUCCCCAUGAUUAUCCUUUCGCCGUUUGGUUAACGCAUUUCUCAGACGUUAUUGGAGCUUCUCAUGAGGCCAACUUUUCGUUCUGGGGUGAAAAUCAUAUUGCUACCGAUGGUUUCCGCUUCUUAGCGGAAUUUGGUUCGCCCACGGCUUUGGAAACUGAAUUGAGAGCACGUGGACCACGCUUGAGGACUCUUAUAAAAGCUGCUGGUCUAUGGUAUCCGAAUGUGAAUACAAAUACGUCGUCCAAAUUUCGUGUUGACCGCACGCAUCCAAAGGUGUCAAUGGUAUCCAUGUUUGGUCCUUCUCCGGAUUGGGUCGUUGGUAUCAGCGGUGUCGAUUUGUGUACUGAAGAUUGCUCUUGGAAGGAGUCACUGGACUUUGAUCUCUACCCAUGGGAUGCGGGCACUGACAGUGGCAUUAGUUAUAUGUCGCCUAACUCGGAAACACAACCACGAGAGCGCAUGUACCGUAUUACUACGAUGUACCCCGAAGAUCCACGUUCGCCAUUCUAUAAUCCAAAGAGCAGCGUCAUGACACCGUUGGCAAAAUUAUACAUUAGACGCGAAAAAAUCAUCUCUAGAAGCUGCGAUGCCAAUUUCUUGGAAGCCUUACAGCUAGAUGUAUCUGACGAUGUGGAGGAGCAAGACAUCAGACCUGAAUGCCGUUUAACACCAUACACGGACUGGAGUCCUUGCUCAGUAACUUGUGGGAAGGGCAUCCGUAAGCGUACGCGUGAAUAUGUGAACCCAGAAGCGGCCGCUGCUGCUGAUUGCUCACGACAAACGGUGUCAAAGGAAAUGUGUGCAGCGCCCAUAGCUGAAUGCAAUCAAUCGCAGGAUAAUGAUGAUGAUGAAGGUGAGAAUUUAGCACACGCCGUAGCUUUGGUAACAGAUGAUGGUGAGGGCGCCGGUGUAUGCAAGACUACACCCUGGAGUGUUUGGUCCGAAUGUUCAGCCAGCUGCGGCAUUGGCAUUACAAUGCGCACGCGCACUUUCAUUGAUCACACCGGUCGUAAACAUUGUCCACAUAUCAGCACAGUCGAGAAACAAAAAUGUAUGCGUCCCGAUUGCACUUACGAAGAGGUAGAACUACCCGAUCCGAUGUGCCCGACAACACAAUGGAGUGACUGGAGUCCGUGUACAGCCACUUGUGGACGUGGUGUUACCAUACGUACGCGACUCUUGCUAUUGGAGAAUGGUGCAGUGAAGGAUAAUUGCACUCAGCGUAUGGAAUUGAAUCAGCAAAAGCAGUGCAAUGUGCCACAGGAUUGCACCAUUAACAUGAAAAUGGCGAAAGAUAUAUGUGUGCAGCGUGCGGAUAGUGGUCCAUGCCGUAGCUCAUAUAAACGCUAUGCUUACAAUCGUGACAGCGGGCGUUGUGAGAGCUUCACUUAUGGCGGCUGUCGUGGCAAUCGCAAUAACUUCCUCACCGAGCGUGAUUGCUUAAAUGCCUGCAGUAUGCUGCAAUCGGCAGAAACAACCAACUCACGUUCCACAACCGCCAAUCGCGCACAAACAAGCAAUUAUCAGUCGCCAGCCUUUCAAACCGUAGAUUGUAUUAUGUCUGAAUGGUCUAACUGGUCGGAAUGUAGUGUUAGCUGCGGCACAGGCUAUUCCAAUCGUAGCAGAUAUGUUGUUACACAACCCAGAAAUGGUGGUCAACCAUGUCCGAAGCGAAAGGUGAAGGUACGAAGCUGCGUAAUGGCUGAUUGUUGAGCAGAAUGGCUGAAACGUGAAAAACAAAUAUGCAUGCAAAUGCCCCUGUGUACUAGAAAAUAAUAUGUUGAGUUUAUAUAUCUUUUCAAUAAAAUCUGCAAUCUUGGAAAAUCUGCAUUACAAGAAGAA